Molecule: messenger RNA, 1755 nt
Organism: Ambispora gerdemannii
Lineage: Eukaryota; Fungi; Glomeromycota; Glomeromycetes; Archaeosporales; Ambisporaceae
Source: the annotation of a GenBank genome assembly
AUGAGCGUUCGUCAAAAACCGGGACGAAAACCCCGUCUUUCGACGUCCAGCCUACGAGGCAAAAAAGCGACAACUUUUCGACAAAUGGAGAUAAAAUGGGAGGAAAUUAAAAAAUUAUUUGAUUUCAAUAUACCGUGUGGUCGUUUGGCCGCUGUUGUCAUUAAAGCUUUAUUGAUCGUCGAAAAUCGUCCGAGUACGGUUACCGAGAUUACAGAUACGUUGAUUGACGCUGCGGAACCAUCGAAAAGUAUUGGCUCCGCGCUCACAAAAUAUUUUCGAAAUAAACGUAAAGGGGAUCCAUUAAUUAGAGAAAUUGGAGAAAGAGGACGUUUCUUUAUGAGCUUGGAUGGAAGUCAUCCUGUCAUUGCAAAAUUCUUUCCACCAACAAAAGAUACUGUCAUCACGACAAUAACGACAACUAAUGCAUCAACAAGCGAUGAGUCUACCACUGCUAUUACCUCCGUUACUAAUCCCACCAAAUAUCCACUAAGACGUGUGAGAGAUGAAAAAAUUAAUAACAGUAGUUCUAAUCGUAAUUUACGUUCAUCUUCAACAAUCACACCGUCUAAAAUAGUGAAAGAUUCCUCUGUUAAUGAAUUACCACAAAAGAGCGUAAAGGGAAGAAAUUUUAAAGUUGGAAAAUUUAAUCCACUUUCAAUAAAGAAAAUACCAACGCGAAAAAUUGCAACAAAAGCACAGAAUAGCAGCAAGUCUUCAUCAUCAGUGAAUGUAGCUUCUCCUAGUCGGAAACGUCGAGUUAUUUUAAACAUUCCAGAAUCGAUUUCACCGAUGGAAGAGGAUUCUGAUGAGUCAAAUUCUGAUGAUAAUGAAACUUCUUCGUCAUCAUCAGAAUCUUCAGCAAAAUCUUUAGCAUCUUCGAUUGGUAGUCAUAAUUUAUCUCAAAAAGUAAACAUCGUUGUACCAUCGCGUCGUCCAUAUAAUCCACCUAACGGACAGUCUAAUGGACAGAUUGUUUUGACUUCUGAACAGCAACAAAAUCUACGCGAUGCUGAAAAUAAAUUUGUACAGAUUGAAUAUUUGUUUAAUUUCGAUUUGCCAGGAGGUCAUUUGAUGAAACCUAUUGUCAAAACUCUAUUAAUGCUCGAUAACCAGGCUUCUACCGUUGCUGAAAUUACUGAAAUCAUGGUGGAACUUGGCUUAACUGUGCAUAAUGCCGAAGAACCAGCAAAAUCUAUUUCCUCAAGUGUCUCAAAAUAUUUUAAGAAAUUAAAUAAUGCUCCAUCUCCAUUACAGAGGGUUUGGCAACGACGCCGCGCUACAUUAUUACUUGAUGAAUCAAUCGAACAAAUAGCUCGAGUUCUAAAUCGUCCUAAUAUUUACCUUACUUCGCCUGGUGGUGUGGAUAACUCCAGCGGUGAAUCGAUUUAUGAUACUGCAUCAGAAAUGAAUUAUGAUCCGAUAAUUGAUUCAUUCGCACGACAAAGCAUGAAUCAACAUAAUCAACAUACUGAAAUGUACUCUAAUUGGCCACCACCGCCACCAUCACCUUCUCGUUCCGCUUUUUCGAUUUAUGAUCAUUCUCCAGCAAUGGAUAUUGUAUCGAUCAGCCCUGCUCCUAUAUCAAGAAUUACUGUUCCUGCUGGGCAACAAGUCGCUUUGACCCAUGAUUUUCAUUCGAGAGCUUUCUCGCGGAUGGACCGUUACCCUCCAAUAAUCACAUCGUCAUCCUCAGUUCAAAGAGAGCAGAAUCAACAACAACAUUAUAAUCUUCAUUCGAGAUUAUAUUAUGAGUAA